Trichoderma citrinoviride is the source of this 1124-nucleotide messenger RNA. RefSeq names its product DASH complex, subunit Spc34. The coding region runs from base 1 to 816 and encodes 271 amino acids. The record is from RefSeq and is a predicted model, not a curated record. The transcript has 2 exons. NCBI's taxonomy places the organism in Eukaryota, Fungi, Ascomycota, Sordariomycetes, Hypocreales, Hypocreaceae. Gene Ontology annotation, cellular component: spindle microtubule; DASH complex. Gene Ontology annotation, biological process: attachment of spindle microtubules to kinetochore.
AUGGACUCGUCACUGCUAUCAGCUCACCUCGAGCAAAUCCAGGCUUGUUGCCAUGGAAUCGAUUCCCUGCCAUUCCCGCCCCCCAGAAUCUUCACCAACGCCAUGCUCUCCAACCACGACAUCACAUCCCUCAUCCGCGACACCGAAGCCCACGAACGCGCCCUCUUCUCCGUCCCACCGCCACCCCCGACGGCAAAGCCCUCCAAGCCCUCCACCGAAGAAGGAGCAGGAGGAGGAGGAGGCGAGUCCUCCAAGCCCCGAAGCAAUGCCAACCGCCGACAGACAGUCUUCAACGUCGCCUCGGGCGAAGUCACCACGGGCCCGACGACCACACGCGGCGGCGGCGCCGCCGCGCCCCAUCGCCGCACCGCCGUGGCCGCCGUGCUGGGCGGCGAGAUGCACGAGCAGCUGCGGCGCGGGGAGACGGACCGCAAGGGCGACCUGGACGUGGAGGUGCUGCUGCGGGGCGCGGAGAAGCUGUGCGGCGUGUACGAGCUGCCGGGUGCGCGGGAGCGCAUCGCGGCGCUGCGGGCGAGGUUCCGGCACGGCAGGGACACGACGGCGUACUAUGAGGCCCGGGUCGCCGAGCAGGCGGAGCAGCUGGCGGGCAUGAAUAAUAAGGGGUGGAUGGGGCAACAUGGCGAGCAUCAGGACGGUGAAGAGGCGGGCGAGGCCGGCGGCGGCGGGGACGAGUGGACGGAGGAGGAUCUGCGGAGGGAGGAGGAGGAGGCGCGGCUGAUGGAGCGGAAGAAGAGGGAGCUGCAGGCGAGGUUGAGGUCUAUGGAGAAGGACCUUGGCGGGUUAAGGAACAUGUGAGGAUUGCACGAGCAGCGGUUGAGAAGCCAGCACAAAAACUAUGAUACCCCUUCUAUUCCUGUUCUAUCUUCCUCCAUCUACUCGAUCUACGGGGGCUACUCACAAACCACCACGCCUACUCCUGAAUCUCAGUUCUUGUCCUUGGCCCCCUUGGCCUCCUUGGCCUUAUACAGCUGCUCAAAGAUGGCCGUCACAUCAUCUGCCCCCUCCACCACAAACUCCCCAUCAAUCACAAUCUUCGGCACGCCCUUCAUCCCCAAUCUCUCCAUCUCCUCCACCUCCUCAUCAACCUCAUCCCCUCCCCUCGC